AGUUCUGAGUCUGCGCAGUGCGAGCAAACCUUGACAACGAAAAAAUCGAGCUGCUACAACUUGUUGAUUUAAAGAAAAAUCAGUUCGUCGUUUAUAUGGUUAAAAUCAGAAAAUGAAACCAAUUGAAAAAUGGAAAGAGUCGGUUCGUGAACGUGUUUAUGACCUUGCCUUCAAGCCAGAUGGCAGCCAAAUUAUAAUAGCUGCAGGGCAACGUGUGCUGGUCUGUGAUGCCAAAGAUGGAACUAUUAUUCAGCCCUUAAAAGGACACAGUGGCACAGUGUACUGUGUGGCCUAUGCCAAGGAUGGUAAGAGGUUUGCCUCAGGAUCUGCAGACAAAAGCAUCAUUAUUUGGACUUCUAAACUGGAGGGUAUUUUAAGAUAUACCCACAAUGAUGCUAUCCAGUGUGUCGCCUACAACCCAAUUACUCACCAACUUGCUUCCUGCUCAUCUGGUGACUUUGGCUUGUGGUCCCCUGAACAAAAAUCUGUAAACAAGAAUAAAGUGAGUAGCAGAAUAACAUGUUGUGGGUGGACAAACGAUGGGCAGUUCCUAGCCCUUGGCAUGAUGAAUGGUGUGGUGAGCAUACGGAACAAGAAUGGAGAGGAGUAUGUCAAAAUAGAGCGUCCAGGAGGUUCUUUAUGCCCAAUCUGGUCCAUAGCCUGGAAUCCUUCCAAGAAUGAGCACAGUGACAUGUUGGCUGUGGCAGACUGGGGUCAAAAGCUCUCCUUUUACGAGCUCAGUGGGAAGCAGAUUGGAAAAGACAGAACUCUAAUUUAUGACCCGUGUUGCAUCAGCUACUUCUCCAAGGGCGAGUACAUUGUGAUGGGUGGCUCUGAUAAACAGGUGUCCCUCUAUACCAAAGAUGGUGUGCGGUUAGGAACUAUUGGAGAACAUAAAGCAUGGGUGUGGACAUGCCGAGUUAAGCCUGACUCCAACUAUGUGGUGUGCGGCUGCCAGGAUGGGACCAUCUUCUGCUACCAACUUAACUUCACUACAGUUCAUGGCCUCUACAAAGACUCCUACGCCUAUAGAGACAGCAUGACCGAUGUCAUCGUGCAGCACCUCAUCACUGAGAAAAAACUGAGGAUCAAGUGCCGUGAACUGGUAAAGAAGAUUGCCAUCUAUAGAAACUGCCUCGCCAUUCAGCUGCCUGAGAAGAUCAACAUCUGUGAACUCAGUUCAGAUGACCCCAUUAUGCACUACCGCAUUAACAAAAAAAUUUGCAAGAAGUUUGAAUGUAACCUUCUGGUGGUCUGCUCCCAGCACAUCAUUCUCUGUCAGGAGAAGAGGCUCCAGUGCCUUUCCUUUGCUGGUGACAAGGAAAAAGAAUGGGUGAUGGAAUCUAUGAUUCGUUACAUCAAAGUGAUUGGUGGUCCGCCAGGCAAAGAGGGUCUACUUGUGGGGUUAAAAAACGGAGCUAUCCUGAAGAUAUUUGUCGACAACCCCUUUCCAAUAACGCUGCUGAAGCUGUCAACGUCUGUGCGUUGCCUGGACAUGAGCGCGUCCCGCAAUAAACUGGCUGUGGUGGAUGAGCAUAACACUCUCCUCGUCUAUGACAUCAACAGCAAAGAACUACUCUUUCAAGAACCUAAUGCUAACAGCGUGGCCUGGAACACCCAGUGUGAGGACAUGCUGUGCUUCUCUGGGAACGGCUACCUUAAUAUCAAGGCUAGCAACUUUCCUGUGCACCAGCAGAAAAUGCAGGGCUAUGUGGUCGGCUACAACGGCUCCAAAAUAUUCUGCCUCCACAUCUAUUCCAUGUCUGCUGUUGAGGUGCCUCAGUCAGCACCCAUGUUCCAGUACCUGGAGAAGAAGAUGUUUAAGGAAGCUUAUCAGAUCGCCUGUCUGGGUGUGACAGACAGUGAUUGGAGGGAUUUGGCCACAGAAGCUCUGGAGGGACUUGACUUUGAAACCGCCAAGAAGGCCUUUAUUAGAAUCAGAGACUUGCGCUACCUGGAGCUGAUCAGCAGCAUUGAGGAGAGGAAGAAGCGGGGUGAGAGCGACAACGAGCUGUUCCUGGCAGACGUCUAUGCCUUCCAGGGGAAAUUCCGCGAGGCGGCCAAGCUCUACAAACGUACCGGCCAUGAAUCCAAAGCCCUGAGCAUGUACACCGACCUGCGAAUGUUUGAGCAUGCCAAGGAGUUUGUUGGUGCCACAGACCCAAAGAGCUCUCGGAUGCUGAUAACGAAGCAGGCAGAUUGGGCUAAAAGCAGCAAGGAGCCACGGGCAGCAGCUGAAAUGUACCUGUCAGCAGGAGAACACCUGAAAGCCAUUGAUAUUAUUGGAGAGCACAGCUGGGCAGACAUGUUGAUCGACAUCGCCCGUAAGCUGGACAAGGCUGAGCGGGAACUGCUGGCAAAGUGUGCGCUGCACUUUAAGAGGCUGAAACACCACGGCUAUGCCUCAGAGACUUAUUCCAAGAUGGGAGACUUGAAGGCUUUAGUGCAGCUGCACGUGGAAACAAGAAACUGGGAAGAGGCCUUCUCGCUGGUGGAGAAGCAUUCGCAGUUCAAAUAUGACGUCUUUUUGCCUUACGCCCAGUGGUUGGCUGAAAACGACCGCUUUGAGGAGGCGCAAAAAGCAUUUCACAAGGCCGGGCGUCAGAAUGAAGCUGUGAAAGUCCUGGAGCAGCUUACCCACAAUGCAGUGGUGGAGAACAGGUUCAAUGAUGCAGGCUACUAUUACUGGAUGCUGUCUAUGCAGUGUUUGGACAUCGGCAGAGAAUGCGAAGAACAGAGGAAAGAAAUGCUGGAGAAGUUUGAGCGUUUUCAGCAUCUUGCUGAGCUUUAUUACGUCUAUCGCUCCAUUCAGCGUUACACGGAUGAACCAUUCAGUUCCCACAUGCCAGAGACGCUCUUCAACAUAUGCAGGUUCCUACUGAACAACCUCACCAAGGAUGUACCACCAGGAAUUUCAAAAGUCAACACCUUGUUUGCACUGGCCAAGCAGAGUCGCAAGUUGGGAGCGUAUAAGUUGGCCCGGUAUGCCUACGAGAAGCUCCAGGAGCUGCACAUUCCCUCACGCUUCCUGGAGUCCAUAGAGCUGGGCAGCCUCACCAUUCGCUCCAAGCCCUUCCAUGACAGUGAGGACCUUAUUGAGGACAUGAUGUGCUACCGGUGCUCCACAAACAACCCUCUUCUGAACAACCAGGGCAGCGUGUGCAUCAACUGCAGGCAGUCUUUCAUCUACUCAGCGUCAUCAUAUGAGGUGCUGCCUCUGGUGCAGUUCUACCUGGAGGAGGGUAUCAGUGAUGAAGAAGCUCUGUCCCUCAUCGACCUGGAAGUUCCUCACACAGAUGAGGGUAAUGCACGAGGCCACAAUAUGGUCGGUAAUGACAUGCAGGCUUUGAGGAUAGAUGGCGGUUUGGAUUAUACAGAAGAAGAUCCAUUUACAGCCAAAAUGAGCUUUGAGCAAGGGGGCUCCACCUUUGUCCCCGUCAAGGUGAGUUGUUCGGUGCUGCGUUCCAUGAGCAGAAGGGACGUGCUGAUCAAACGCUGGCCCAAGCCCCUUAAAUGGGAAUACUUCCGCUCCCUGCUGCCGGAUGUGAGCAUCACCAUGUGCCCCAGUUGCUUCAAGAUGUUUCACAGUGAAGACUAUGAGCUCCUGGUGCUACAGCACAGCUGCUGUCCUUACUGCCGCCGGCCUAUUGACGAACCAAACUGAUCAACCCUACACCAGAGCAGCACAGCAUUUAUUAAACAUUUCACUUGCUGCAGUAAUUCUUCUUAUAACACAUACCUUGUUAGUUGAUGCUAAGAUCUAAUACCAUCAUAAUGGCCGGCAUUUUAAAACAGUAAUUCAACAGUUGGGGACUUAAAAUGCCCUUAACACCUGCAGGCUCUAUAUGCUAGGUCUUACAUUUUAUGUAUUUGUCUUAAAUUUGUUCAUACAUUUGCUUCUUUCAUCUAUCCUUUUCUUCCUAAAUUGUAGUUUUGACUAGUAUUAGGUUGCUGUAGCAAAACUACAAGGCUCAUGAUGCAAAGCAGCUAACUGUCCUGCCAGAAGUGAUUCAUGGUAGGACAUUCAGCCGACUGUAAACUUGCAAGAGUCCUGCUCCUAAAACCGGCUUAUUGUUUGUUCACAACCUAAUUGUUACCAUAUCCAGCAGCAAUUCCUGUGUCCUUGGGGAGUCUCUAUUUAAUUCCAGUAGUUGACUAAAAUGGGUCAUCAAUUACUGUCAUGAAGCAUUUUGCCUACUGUGAUGUAAGGCAGUGAGGUUAGGUAACCUAAGUGUAAAAGCAAAGGAUUCAAAUGUCGAACCAAGAAAACACAAGUGGAGAACGUUAGCAUAAGUUUUUAACUUAGUUAAACUUAGUAAAUUAUUUUUGUAAUCAAUAGGGGUCUUUAAAUUAAACAAGAAAUAUCUUCAGAGGGUCUUUAAAAAGUCUUAAAUAUAACUGAUGAACUUGCUAAAAUUCUGGGUGAAAAUUUCCAAGUCUCAAGCUUAAAAAAACCCCCACAAAGAUUCCCUGAAGAUGGGGUUUUCCCAACAGCAAUCUUAAAAUCUAAUAUGGCCGCCUUUUAUAUAAACCCUGAUGAGGUGUGACAGUUUAAAAAAACAAAUAAUUUUCGCAACAACUAAUUCAUUUUCUAAAUUUUUCACAAACACACAGUACCUCCUUCAAUGAACACGUUUCUACAGUGUUUGAAGGUACAAAAUGCAGCGAGAAACAUUGGUAUUAGCUUGUCUUGCUUAUAGUAAUAGUAACUAGCUUGUUGACUAAGUGCAUAAACGCCGAUAUAUAUAAACUUGGAGCUAGAACACGGUUGAGUCUGAUGUUAUUCCCAGAUCCAACGUAAGUGUUCAGGGGUCAAUGAAACCCAACAUUAGUAGCCACAAGCACCUGUUCUGAUUCAAUUUGUAGGUAAAUCAGAAGAUGAUGUCAUCUUUGUGGUGUACCUGUAGUUUUCUGUGAGGAUAUUACUGAACUGUGUAAAGUUGUUCAGACUUUCAGAAGCUGAAGAAAUACCUGUUAUGUUUGAGGAUAAUCUGGUGUGAAAACAUAAAAACUUUGUAAAUAGUGUAAAAUAUAUUAAAAAACAAAUACAUUUGGAAAAAAUAUCACUAUUUUGAUGUUUGAUGUUUUUAUGGAUGUUAUUACACAAAGAUUGUUGCAUUUUCUAAGCUGGUGUAUAGUUUGGAUCAUGUAUAAUAAAAUAUGCAGCCUUUCA
Messenger RNA from Girardinichthys multiradiatus, 5173 nucleotides. It is a transcript of the gene ift122, whose product is annotated as intraflagellar transport 122 homolog (Chlamydomonas). Bases 113 to 3664 code for a protein of 1183 amino acids. The record is from RefSeq and is a predicted model, not a curated record. Gene Ontology annotation, molecular function: protein binding. Gene Ontology annotation, biological process: non-motile cilium assembly; intraciliary retrograde transport; protein localization to cilium. The transcript is spliced from 29 exons. Gene Ontology annotation, cellular component: intraciliary transport particle A; non-motile cilium. NCBI's taxonomy places the organism in Eukaryota, Metazoa, Chordata, Actinopteri, Cyprinodontiformes, Goodeidae.